UCGCAAAUUUUGCAUCAAAAAAUCGAAUCUCGACGCAGAAAAAUGGUCCAGUUUUUAACUCGCUGCUAAAAGUGUUGAAAAAGUGCAAUUUUUCUCGCCAAUAUGGCUUAAUUUGCGUGCUCGUAGUGCUCGGUGGCAAUUAUGAAGUGGCAGCGCGAAUCUUCGCCAUCGGAAGUCCCACUUUAAAGGGUAAAAUCAGUGCUCUCGAAACAAAGGGAGGGCAAAAACGCAGUUGUGUUACGGUUUCGGAAGUGGGGAAAAAUCGAUACCUUCUCGAUUUUCGCUAGGCCGUGAAAAACGGGCCAUUUUUGGGCUGUUGGGUGGGAUUUUGGUAAUUUGCCACUCUGUUCAGGAUGGAGGUGGCCGUUUUGAAACCGGAAAACCCGGAAGACCUUCGAGGAAACGGCAACAACAACAAUAACAAUGGUGCAAUGGCCAGUUGUGACAAACUGCUGGAGGACGUGAGCCCGGUGGCGGCUGCGGCCGUCAUGACAAGUAGCGUGGCCAGCCUGUUGGACGAUACGACUCCCAGCGAUUCUGGCAUCCAGCUGCUGGAUUCCGAGUCCAGUGGCGGGUUGAACGAGUCGAUGAUCUCCAGCGCCGGGGGGUUUGACUUUGCCGAGCUGCAGAACAACAACAAAAUGGCCCUGGACAGUCCGGUGAAGGAGGAAGACCUCGGGAAGUUUGUCGAGAUUGACAUCCAGCAGGGGGAGAAGGAAGAGGUGGUGCCGGUGGCCACCGCCGAAGAGGUUGAGCAAGCCAUCAGCCAGGUGCCGGACGAGAUGGUGUCGAGCACCUGUUCGACGUUCGACACGGAGAACAUCGUGUACCGGCGGAGGGCGAAGAAAGUGGUUCCGGCGGCAAAUAAGACCCCGAAGAAGCGGGUUUCGUUUCAUGAAGAUAUUUUGAAAAAUACCAAAACGGAUAACAUUCACAUUGAGCAUGGGUUCAUUACGUACAAAUCGGGUGCGAGCAAGAACAAGCAGCAGAUUGGGGGCAAGGGCGGAAGGUACUCGUGGUGCACGGAGUACGGCGCUGGUGGUGACGAUGAUGGGUACGAUCUUGGGGAUGAGGACUCGGGCGAGAACCGGCAGUACGUGUACAGGAAUGCGUGCUCGGACGUGCUGGAUUAUGGCAAAACGGACGUCUUCGAGAACAUCGAGGACGAAAAGCACUACGUCAAGUACGACAACUCGGGCGUGUUCGAGUACGGCCCACCAACGGCCGCGGAACAUCGCCAGCAGCAACAACAACAACAACAGCAGCGCAAAGAUUUCUACAAGUGCGCCUGCUCGGACUCGAACAGCAGCUUGGACUCGGGAAGUAGUAACGAAGGAGCGGCCGCAAAUUACAAGCAGGGCAAGUCCAACAGCUGCGAGUGCAUUGGGGGCGGCGGGGGUGGUCAGCAGAACAAUAACAAUGUCAUUUCGGACAACUGCUACUACAGCGAGCCGAACAUUGAACAUCUGGACGAGUUUAAUGGGAAUGUUGGGGUGGGGGCGGCUGCGGCUGCGGCUGGGGAGAAGGUCGUCAAGUCGGUUUGGAGCAAGGAGAAGAAGCCGAAGAGUAGCUGCUUGAAGAAGACGAAGCGGAACAUGAUGUACACAAACGUGGUGGUACCGGAGUACGAUCUGACGAAGAAGGUGAAGAAGUUUAACGUGCACCAUAGGUCGGUGAUUGAUAAUAGCAAGAUGAUCUUCGGGUCGUUGAAGGAUAUCUUUGGGAUUUCGCUGCCGGAGAGGGGGGUUCCGGAGGGUUCGGAAGAUUUGUCUACGGUGCGGGAGUGCAUUCCGGAGUCGAACGAUCCGAUGAUUGACGACUUUACCGUGGUGCAGAAGCCGAAGAACUUCCUGUCGAAGAGUUUGGACGGGGGGUUUGGGGGUGGGGGUUCUAAGGCGAAGGGGAACGUCAAGAAGUACGUGCACAACGUGGACCAGCAGCUGCGUCGGAAGAACGAUGAGGAUUUGUACGCGCCGAGCAGGAAGAACAGCGUUGAGGAGGAGGAGAAGCGGGUGGAGGAGGAGGAGGAAGUUGUGGUUCAGAAGCCGAGCGAGUUGCCGUUGGCGGAGCAGCCCAAACCUGCGUACCGGAACAAGUACAUCAUCAACGGGGAGAGCACCGUGUUUGAGCAUACCGGAGUGUCGUACUGCUACGACGAGGAAGAGGGCAAGUCGCAGGCUACCGACGACGGCAUCGGAACUCCGAAGGACCUCCCGAUCGGGGAAUCUACCAGCGGUUCCUUCAUCGGCAAAACGCAAAUCAAGAAGAAGCUUUCGAACAUUUUCCAGAAGAUGAACGUAAUUGGGUCGAACGCGACGACCCCGUCGCCGUCCGCGGCGCAGGCUCCGACCCCGUUGCCCCCGGUUCCUCUGCUGAGUCGUAGCGGCGGCGAUGGAGCGCUGGAAGAACCGAAAGGGGUCGAGCAGCCAACCCGGAUGGAGAGCAGCACCAUUUCUUCGUGCGGAAGUGACCACAGCUCGUCGGUGCUGUCCGAGUCCAAGGGAGGUGGGACAACUUCGCGUGAAACCAGCAAUCGCGAGCCCAGCUCGCCGCGGAGUUCCUCCAAGAACCGCCAUCUGGCGUCCCCGAUGCGGAAGAAGUCGCUCACGACGCGGCUCGAGCCGAACUCCUCGCGGGCCCGCAUGAGUCCGGACCUGUUCAACCCGGCGGCCGCAGGGCGCCACCAUCUGGUGACCCUGGCGGACGAGUUUGACGACAUUUUGACGGUGACCACCAGCAACGAGACAGACAAGGACAGCUCGAACGACUUGGUCAUUCUGGACUACCCGUCGACGAGCAGCACGCCGACGCCUGACGGCGGAGAGGUUCCCGGGGAGAAAGUCAGUCCGUUCGUGGUGCCGUCGUCGCGACGGUACAACCCGAUGACGGCGUCCACCAGUUCGGCAUCGACGUCGAAGAGUUCGUUGAUCAACCGGUUCUUGCGGAACGUCACCCAGAAGAAGAUUCUGGAGGCGACCAUCAAGCAGAACAGCUUCUUCCAGGGCAAGUUGAGCACCGAGCGGAAGCUGUUUGAGAGUCUCGUGCCGAAGGGGGUGAAGGCGCUGAACCGGGACCUGAUUGAAGAUCUGAACGCGGAGAUCGCGAUGGAGAUCGAGCUGAGCUCGUCGGCUUGCCAGCUGGACCGGGUUCAGCUGAACGAGGCCCACCUGGACCAGGGCGGGUACGGACUGUCGCUCGGGGAGAUCAAGUUCGACGGGGGUGGCGUUGGGGUAGGCGAAAUUCCGGUGGACGUCUUCAACGGGAACCGGUUGCACAUCUUCCGGAACGAGAACGAGGUGCUGAUGAAGGCGUUCAAGCUGUACAACGGGUACUCCCGGGAGGGGUACAUGACGCCGGUGCUGGUUCUUCUAACCGACAAAACGCUCUACGUGACGGAUCAGGUGCAGAACCGGCUCUGCAACAAGUUUGUUCUGCCGUACUCGGAGCUGGACGUCAUCCUGGUUGGUCCGUACGGAAAUACCGUCCUGCUGAGCAACUCUGCACGAGACAUGCAGCAGGUGCUGCUCGCCGGAGGUCCCUACCCGGCGGAUGGCCUGGUCUCCAGCUUGGAACUGUGCGCUCGACGGGGAGGAUCCGUUUUACCAGCUAUCGGACAACUAACCCUGGACCAUCUAGCCCCGCUGCAAGCCUUCGUACGGGAUAACUCCAACGUGAGUCGAGAGGACAUCUGGAAGUACUACGCCGUGGUCAACGUGCCCGCUGGAACUCUUGGUGGCGAGGAGGAACCUCUGGGACCGCACAUCAAGGGACCUCUCAUGCACCGGCGGAUGUCCCACGCCGGCUUCGUGGACCACUGGUCCGCCGGAUACUUUUUACUCAAGGCCGGAGUCCUGUACCUGUUCGGGGACGCCAGCCAGAAGCUUCCAACCUGGGCCGUCGCACUCGCCGAGUGCCAAGGCGCCCGCCGCUCGCUCAACUCCGGCCGACCGUACUGCUUCGAGCUGCUGCUGCGCACCGGCGCACUCCAGCUGGCCGCUCCCGACGAGUACGUCGCGUCGGACUGGCUCCAGGCGCUGGUUCAAGCGGCAAGCGGGGUAAGAUCCUCAACCUUAAUCCCUCCUUUCAAAAUCGCUAAUCAUCCAACCUUCCAGCUCUUCGAGCUCCAGGAACGCCGCCGGACGCUCGGCUGCACGCUCAUCAUGACCUCGAACCACCUGCUCACGCUGCGCGAGGACUUUAGCGCUCCGCUGCGCCGGUCAACCGGCGCAGGAGGUCACUCCAGCGCCAACUCCAGCUUGAUGCUGUCCCCGGCGAAGGAGAACGUCAACCCGAACGCGCAGCUUCCCGGUGGAGCAUCCAGAAAGCUCAGCAAUUCCAACGUUCUGGACACGUCGUCGGAGAUAAGUUCGAUCCGCUCGACGGGCAGCACGCCGACGCGGUUCAACAGCGACCGGCGCUCCAACUCGACGACGAGUACGCCGACCAGGGGUGCCGCCAACCUGCAGUCCCCGGCGCGGAGCUACCGGCCCGGCUCGUCGAUUGACGCCAUCAUUGGGACCGCCGGGGACGACCGGAGCCACACCAACAUGAGCAGCUUCUACGGGAAGAACUCGGGCGUGGAGGUGCUGACGUGCGCGAGCAUCGACGAGAUGAGCGCCGUCAAGAUUCCGGCCAUCUCGUCGAAUUGGUGGUGCAUUCUGGAAUUCGAAUGCCAAGAGGUGCGGGAGAACUCGGACGACCUGGUGGUGUUCUUCUCAACCAGUUCCGAGCAGGAACGGUUCCUGUCGAUGCUGGAGUCCAUCUGGCACUCGAAGAAGGAGGACCCCUUCCCGGCGUCCAUCAUGACCAGCGGGGACGACCUGUACCAGCACUGUUCGAAGCUGUUCCUCGAGAUCAACCGGUCGUGGGAACCGCUGCUGACGGCCGCCCUCGGUUAUCCGCAGUAAGAUAGUAAGA
Messenger RNA from Culex pipiens pallens (northern house mosquito), 4917 nucleotides. RefSeq lists its product as uncharacterized. NCBI's taxonomy places the organism in Eukaryota, Metazoa, Arthropoda, Insecta, Diptera, Culicidae. Gene Ontology annotation, cellular component: endosome membrane. Bases 354 to 4907 code for a protein of 1517 amino acids. The transcript has 7 exons. Gene Ontology annotation, biological process: positive regulation of membrane tubulation; regulation of protein localization; lysosome localization. The record is from RefSeq and is a predicted model, not a curated record. Gene Ontology annotation, molecular function: kinesin binding.